Molecule: messenger RNA, 2199 nt
Organism: Pocillopora verrucosa
Lineage: Eukaryota; Metazoa; Cnidaria; Anthozoa; Scleractinia; Pocilloporidae
Product: sphingomyelinase phosphodiesterase C-like
Molecular function (GO): phosphoric diester hydrolase activity
Source: RefSeq, a predicted model, not a curated record
AUUGUUUCAGUGACGAAGCAACACUACCUCGGGUGUCUCUUAGACAAUCGAAAUGACUGAACAGUUAGAAAUAUCGUCUCCAAACGAUUCCGAGAACAAUCGGAAAAGGAAAAGACUCACUGUAUUGGUCUUGCUAAUAUUUCUGGGAAGUCUUUGCGUUGUUCUGUCGUUGAUGUUGAUUCUCACGUUUGUACUUUGUCUUCAUUGUCCUGACUGUGACUCGAAUUACAAACAAGGAACUUCAGGAUCUGAGGAGAAACUUACAACUCAACAGAGCUUGGUCCAUUUUAUACAUCUCACAGAUGUCAACUUAGAUCUGAAGUACAACAGCUCCAUUCCAAAGCGUGACAUGUGUCGCGCAGCAAACGGAUCCAUCAAAACAGCUGAGUUUAAAGCUCCUUUGGGUAGAAUUGGGUGUGACACUCCACUAUUGUUGCUGGAAAGCAGCUUAGAAGCGAUAAAGAACGCUACAGAAGGCACAAAGCUGAAUUUCAUACUGAUCUCAGGAGACUUCUCUGCACAUGAAGUUGAUGUUGAUGAACAGCACAUUCUCGAAGCCAUGAUCAGGACAGCGAAUGAGACACAUGCAGUUUUUCCUGAUAUUCCUGUGUUUCCUGUCAUUGGUUUACAUGAUUAUCUGGUACCACUCACUUUACCGAACACCAGUGAUUGGUACAACUCUGUUUUGUCUCCAUGGGAACCGUUAAUGAUUUAUGAUGGCAGCGCAGGCGAUGCAAGCAAAUCUACAUUUAGUAACACGUUAAGAGAAACCUUCCUUGAGGGCGGUUACUACAAUGCAAGCAUUGCAGAUGGGAGAAUGAUUUUAAUUGUAUUGAAUACCAUAUACUGGCACUACAAAAGCAACCAAGACAAUCUUCAAGUUCGUAAAACUGCGUUAAGUCAGUUGUCGUGGUUAGAAAGUCAACUCGAGUCUGCUGAAGGACAAGGGAAGAGAGUACUGAUAGCAAGUCACAUUCCACCAGGAGUGGAUGUUGACGACCAUGAGCCAUUUUGGUUGCCCAGUUUUACUAAACGAUACAUGGAUCUGGUUGGUGGAAGGUAUCACAAAGUGAUAGCUGGUCAGCUAUUUGGUCACGUGCACAAAGACGACUUCAGACUUCAGACUCUGGAAUCAAACUCUGACUCUGUCUCUAAUGACGCAAGGAAGUCUUUUGCAUUGAUCGCUCCCUCUCUUAGUCCAGAUUACAAGAGUAAUCCAGCCUUCCGUGUGAUGAUAUUAGAUGAACAAUCAAUGUCUCUUUAUGACUACAAUCAAUACUACAUUGACCUCGACUCGACCAAAGUGUCCUCCACUCCUGUGUGGCGGUUGGAUUACACAUUCAGCAAGAAAUACCCCUUGUUUGCAAAUAAGUCUAUAGAUGCCGAUCGAAUCUAUAAACUAACCGAGGCUUUAAUAAAUAACGAGAAUAAUAUGUUCUGGAAAGCUUACGCAUUUUCACGACAAGUUAAUUACUGGCCCGAUUAUUAUCCAAGGGCAGUUCUUUAUUGUUCCAUGCGCUACGUUUUUAAAAACGAUUAUGAGAAGUGUCUCUUAAGAAUGCAUUUUGAGGCAGGAGCACUACUAAGUUCGCGAAGAUCUCGAAAAUGAAAUCGUUUUAUCGAUAAGGAAUCAGUAAACAGAAUGCUUUAUUUCAGUUCCCUUUGCAGAUGUUUGGCUCAAAACACAACUGGCGUUGAAGCGGAUUCCCUUAGCAAAACAAAACGAGGUUUACAUGUAUUUGCACUCUUGUUAUCUGCAUGUGCUACAAGAAUAAACGAAGAAAGAAGUUAAGUCCAUCGGGUAUCGUAGUAUCAUACGCAUAUCAUUUACUUGGCAUCAGAGAAAGUGGAGCGACACCACACCUUCACCAGAUUAUUAUCAGCCAUACAAUUUCCAAAUGGGUCGUAGGAUUCUUUGACUGAGCUGUGACGGGAUUUUAUUUUAUUUCAUGUAUUUAUCAUUUGGCUUUAUUAUAUAUUAAAAGGGGAACAAAGUUAAUUUGCAUAGAUAAUACAUAAAAAAUAGAAAAUAGCAAAGGGGAAAGGCGAGGAAGUCUCAAGAAGCCAUGAAGACUUACACGUGAGGCUCCCUCUUUAAAUUAGAGUUGAAUUUACCUUUUAUGUAGAGCGUAAUUUAACAAGUCACCUCGCUAUAAAAUUCAUUCGAUAUUUGGCAAAUUAAUUAAAUAGGAUUCAAGU